Messenger RNA from Peronospora matthiolae, 159 nucleotides. Lineage: Eukaryota; Oomycota; Peronosporomycetes; Peronosporales; Peronosporaceae. The record is from the annotation of a GenBank genome assembly.
AUGGCAAGUCGUCGUAUCAUGAAAGUUCGAGGUUGGCUCGGACUUGCGGUGUCGGGUGAGCAGUGGCAGCGCAACGAAGAGCUUGGGAUGCGGAUGCGGUGUGGUGAGAUUCUUCUGGUCGGUGGCGUCAGCAUGACGCUGCAGUCAAGUGUGGCAUAG